This is a messenger RNA of Acanthoscelides obtectus, 258 nucleotides long. The record is from the annotation of a GenBank genome assembly. NCBI's taxonomy places the organism in Eukaryota, Metazoa, Arthropoda, Insecta, Coleoptera, Chrysomelidae.
AUGCCUAAUAUAGGAGUGUCCCUAACCAGUAUAAACAUAUUCCUAAUUACACCGCAAAGUUUAAAUCGGCUCAAGUCCCGCCCACCUGGGACGGGUUUGACGUGGAGUGGGAGCGUUGAAGGUUUUCAGGGAUUGUUCAGCCAGUUCGGAUCGGGACUCGAAGGGAUACGAGUUGUAUCGCGAGUUGUUACGGUGUUUUUGAGAGCGUCGGUGACGUGUUACGUAAGCGAGAAAAGACGGGACUCUGGUUUUUGGUGA